This is a messenger RNA of Rhagoletis zephyria (snowberry fruit fly), 2072 nucleotides long. Its product is annotated as zinc finger protein 182-like. Gene Ontology annotation, cellular component: nucleus. NCBI's taxonomy places the organism in Eukaryota, Metazoa, Arthropoda, Insecta, Diptera, Tephritidae. Gene Ontology annotation, biological process: regulation of transcription by RNA polymerase II. Gene Ontology annotation, molecular function: DNA-binding transcription factor activity, RNA polymerase II-specific; zinc ion binding; RNA polymerase II cis-regulatory region sequence-specific DNA binding. The record is from RefSeq and is a predicted model, not a curated record.
CUAACAACAACAAUAAAAGAGAAAGUACUGCAUACUUUAUCAAUUAGCUUAUCUGUUCCAUGCAAAUCUACUUCGACCAGCCGCCACCGGUUAGCGAUUCUCCCGUUACAUAUUGCUGAUUCUUCGUAGCGUAAGCACUGCGCAUAGAGGUCAAGGGUUAUCAUUCGCAAACAUUUGCUAAACAUUGUUGCUAUUGAUGCCGUGGUACAAGGCAAGUGAACCUUAUAACCCACAACAACAAUGGCAAUCACAACAAUAAAAUCAUCGUCACCCUCUCUUGUCGUUAUCACUAUCUCGGGACCUGAGAUUAUGCUCGUGCUUUCGAUCCGCGGCUACCGGCUGUUGCCUAGUCGCUUUCAUUUGGCAUUGCAGUGGUGGCGGCGGUUGUGAGAGUAACGGCUGGAAUGCCUUGAGAGCAUAGUGGUUUGGUUAUUUCGAAAAAAAAAAUAUUAAUUUGAAAAAUAAAAUCUCCACUAAGCGGAGAAAAAGUGCCAAAGUUCGAAACAAUAAAAGCCGUAUAGUCGAAUUUUCAUUGCUAUCUUAAUCGCGAUGACGAAUUUUCAAGUUUGCCGUUGUUGUUUGCUAGAGAAUCCUGCUUAUACGUACAACAUCUUCGGUGAUACGGCGGUCGAUGGCAAAGACUGCCACGCGCGCGACACCCUUGUCUGCGGUGUAGGCUUGCGCGCCGCUUUGCUCACCUGCGUGCCCAAUUUGCACCUUGCAUUCGAUGAUGGACUGUCGGCUGUAAUUUGCGACCAUUGUUUUUCGCGUUUGCGUGACACUUUGGAAUUCCGGCGUCGCUGCGAAGAAAGCGAAAGUGAGCUGAGACGGCGCUAUGCAGAUACGGAACGUGCUAUCGAUGAGGCGCUACGCCUUGUAAAUUUUCUCGACACUAAAGGCGUCAAUGCAGCAGAGAAUUUUGGAUGUUGCCAAAGCGGAUUGCAGCAUACGGGGGAAUUAGGGCCGAAUGAGCUCGCCAUGUUGGACGAUCUAUUGCAAUUGGAAGAGCACAACCUCAAACGUGUGUGGGAUGGUACGUUAGCUUCGCCGAAUGAAGAAAAUGCCGCACUUAAAGAAACCACAGAUAGAGCAGUUGAGGAAGUACGGCUCUUGAACGAUACGCCAAUGGAUAAUGAUAUGAAGUCGGUGGCAGCUGUAGCGACCAUUGAAAAACAUGUUAACCCAAAAACGCCAGUUAGUCCUCCGUCACACACCGAUAGUUCCGCUUCCAAUACUGAUUGCUCCUCGUUGGAUGCUUGUCAAACGCGAGAUGUGUCGCUAAAAUCACUACAUCCUUGUCCCGAAUGUGAAAAGAAGUUCACACGCAAAUUCCAGCUUAGAUUGCACAUGAUCUCCGUGCAUAAUUUGGGCGAUGGCUUGCAGUACGAAUGCAACGAAUGCUACAAGACUUUCGCAUCGCGUCACAGCCUCAGCUACCAUCAGCGUUCCGUGCACUCGGACGAGCGGCCAUUUGCGUGCACACACUGUGAUCGUCGUUUCAUUUUGCGCACACAACUCUCCUCACAUCUGCGCAUUCACACUGGUGAAACGAUACCGCGCACCUUCGAGUGCCUUGAGUGUAGUAAACGUUGGCGCACCAAAUCGGACUUGCGCACCCACAUGCGGACGCAUGUAAAGGUGCAAGAGCGUCCCUUUAAGUGCGAUCAAUGCGAGAAAGCAUUCUUUACUCGCGGUCAUCUCAACUCGCAUCUGCUGGUGCAUAGCGGCGAGAAGCCUUUCGCUUGUCCCACCUGUGGCAAGUCAUAUCAAUGUGUGGGCAAUUUAAAUAAUCACAUGGCGCGGCAGCAUGACUUCGAACGCGGUUUGGGACGUGGACGCAGCGCGAAUGUUGAAAACGCAGAGAUAUAAAAAUAUGCAUAAAAUGUACGAAGUUUUAGAUUUGUUUGUUACUUAUUAAUCGGUUAUUGUACUUACUACAUAUUGUUGUAUAUCCUAAUAGUCAUUUGUAUGAAGUAUUAUAAGUAAAAUUUCUUUUAAUAGAUGUGCUAAACAUAGGCUAAUACUAAUUUAACGAUGGUUAAUCGUGCAACGAUUAACACAGAUGAUAAGGG